Eimeria acervulina is the source of this 1211-nucleotide messenger RNA. Its product is annotated as ribosomal protein L15, putative. The record is from RefSeq and is a predicted model, not a curated record. Lineage: Eukaryota; Apicomplexa; Conoidasida; Eucoccidiorida; Eimeriidae. The transcript has 4 exons. The annotation marks the transcript as partial. Gene Ontology annotation, biological process: translation. Gene Ontology annotation, cellular component: mitochondrial large ribosomal subunit. Gene Ontology annotation, molecular function: structural constituent of ribosome.
GUUUUGAGGGGGGGCAGAUGCCUUUGUUUCGGCGGCUUCCAAAGUUUGUGGGGAGACAGCUGGGCCCGGGACAUCAAAAGAAGUACAGACUGUCUCCUUUUCAGCUGCUUCCGCUGCAUAAGCUCAAUGCAUGCAAAGAAGGAGACACUGUUUGCUGGGAGACGCUGCAGCAGAAAGGAGUCUUCUUAGGAAAAUAUAAAAGAGAUUGCCCCGUCAAGGCAAGCAAUGAUGCUCGUGCUGCUGCUGCUGCUGCUGCUGCUGCUGCUGUUGCUGCUGUUGUGGUGGUGGUUGUGGGGCCGCCGCUGAGCCGCAAGCGACUGGCGCCCUAUGGAGACGGAGAGUUAAGAGUAAGGGGGCUUCAAGUCAAGGCGCAUGCGUUUACUCGUGCAGCAGCUCGCGCUAUUAUUCGUUUGGGGGGUCGCUGCCUCGUGCUGCAGCCGAAGACACACGACAGAGUUGUAGCAGAGUUUAAUCCAGAUUACCCCACAACAAACAAUCUUGCUGCUGCUGCUGCUGCUGGUGAUCUUCCUGCUGCUGCUGAUCCUGCUGCUACUGCUGGGGUUCCUGCUGCUGCAGCGGGUACAGCAGCAGCAGAGACAGCAGCAGAAGCGGGAGAAGGAGCAGUGCCUGCGGAUGCCGCUGCGUCUACUGCUGCUGUUGUUGCUGCUACGACUGCUGCUGAUACAGCAGCAGCAGCAGCAGCAACAGCAGCAGCAGGAGUAGGGAAUGAAGAGAAAGGAGACAAUGAAGCUCAGGUGUAUAGACUGCAACGUGCUGCAGGUCUGUCUCUCACUCAGAUCCUUUGGCUUCAAAGGCGCGCGGUGUAUCUGCAGCUGCAGCGGAUGCAGCAGCGGCUGGCUGAGUGCAGCAGCAAAUUGCUGCGUAGCCCCCACAAGAAGAAGUACGAAAGGAGACAGCAGAAUCUGGAAGCAAGAGUCUCUAAACUGCAGCAGACUCUCGCUCAAGUUAAAGAAGACAUUCAGAAAGCCACAGCAACCAAACUCAUACCCUCAGACCCACCGCAGCAGCAGCAGCAGCAGCAGCAGCAGGAGCAGCAGGAGUGGGAUCCCCCUUUGCCUGUUUUAAGUCGGAUCCCACGCCGCAUUGUGCAUGCAGGGAGACUGCCUAAGAAGCAGCAAAACUUUCUACGGUGGUCGCGGUAUAUCGCAAGGCAGUCAGAAGAGACAGCCACAGACAAACCAGAGAGCUGA